AUGAACCCCUGGCCUCUUGUUGAUGCGCAGACGUCCAUCACUAUCAGCACGUACACCAUGGUAGCCUUCACCGGCAAGCGUUCAUACGAAGCGGAGAAGGUCAUGAACCAUCUACAGGACACCGAGUGGGGUCUGCUGCUGAUGGACGAGGUGCAUGUGGUGCCAGCUAACAUGUUCCGUAAGGUGUUGACCAACACAUCGGCGCAGUGUAAGGUGGGAUUAACCGCUACACUGGUGCGAGAAGACGAUAAAAUCGCCGAUCUGAAUUUUUUGAUUGGCCCAAAAUUGUACGAAGCAAAUUGGAUGGAUUUGCAGAACGAAGGGUUUUUGGCGAAGGUCAAAUGCUGGGAAGUAUGGUGUGAUAUGACUCCCGAAUUCUAUUACCACUAUCUGCGCCAAACCAACCGUAAGCGAAUGUUGUUGUGGGCCACCAAUCCCAACAAAUACCGCACCGCUUACUUUCUGGCGGAGAAGCACGCCAAUGCCGGGGACAAGGUACCAUUUCACACAUAA
Sphaeroforma arctica JP610 is the source of this 513-nucleotide messenger RNA. RefSeq lists its product as hypothetical. Gene Ontology annotation, biological process: transcription initiation at RNA polymerase II promoter; nucleotide-excision repair. Gene Ontology annotation, cellular component: transcription preinitiation complex; nucleotide-excision repair factor 3 complex; transcription factor TFIIH holo complex. Lineage: Eukaryota; Ichthyosporea; Ichthyophonida. Gene Ontology annotation, molecular function: ATP binding; hydrolase activity; 3'-5' DNA helicase activity. The record is from RefSeq and is a predicted model, not a curated record. Bases 1 to 513 code for a protein of 170 amino acids. The transcript is spliced from 3 exons.